Cajanus cajan (pigeon pea) is the source of this 2046-nucleotide messenger RNA. NCBI's taxonomy places the organism in Eukaryota, Viridiplantae, Streptophyta, Magnoliopsida, Fabales, Fabaceae. The record is from RefSeq and is a predicted model, not a curated record.
UUGCUUUCUAAUUCCUCAACACAAACCAAAAUCUCCCUCAGCUUUUGUCCUCCUCUAGGUGGGGAUAGUGGAUUCUUGUUUUCUUACACCAAAAAGCAAGCACCAGCUUUUAGUGAGGACCAUCACCAAUAACAAAAAACAGAAAGAUAGAGAAGACACAAAGAAGCUUCUAUUAACCUUUUGCAGUCUCCGGUUCCAAUGUCAAAUAUUUCAGGUGAUGAAGGAAGCUUUUCCUCAGGAAACAAUGGGGAAGAAGUUCAUCAAGAAAACCAGCAGCAACAGCUACAAAACCAACUUCAUGACUCAAGUUCAGGACCAUCCAGUGCUUGCAAUAGCAAUAGCAAUGCCUCCACUAAUCAACAACAAACCAAGAAGAAAAGAAACCUUCCUGGAACCCCAGGCAAAUGUUCAACAACCCCAACUUCAAUUUUUUUUUUUUAUCCUAAUGCUGAAGUUGUUGCGUUAUCACCAACCACGCUAAUGGCAACAAAUAGAUUCGUGUGUGAGAUCUGCAACAAAGGAUUUCAGAGGGACCAAAACCUUCAGCUGCACCGCAGAGGUCACAAUCUUCCAUGGAAACUGAGGCAAAGAACAAGCACUGAAGUGAAGAAACGGGUUUAUGUGUGCCCUGAGCCAUCAUGCGUCCACCAUAACCCAGCUCGUGCAUUAGGAGACCUCACCGGAAUCAAAAAGCAUUAUAGCCGCAAACACGGUGAGAAGAAAUGGAAAUGUGACAAGUGCUCUAAAAGAUACGCAGUCCAAUCUGAUUGGAAGGCCCACCAGAAAACUUGUGGCACUAGGGAAUACAAAUGUGAUUGUGGAACCAUAUUUUCCAGGAGAGAUAGUUUUAUCACACACAGAGCUUUCUGUGAUGCAUUAACUGAGGAAAACAACCGAGUGAACCAGGGAUUAACAAGUGGCAUGCCACCAAGCCUGCAAAGUCAAAUACCUGAUCUUAUGUCUACCAUGCCUCUGAGCACUAGUCCCAACACAUCAUCAAAGUUCGGGGACUAUGACCCUAAGAACCCACUAAAAUCACUCCCCCAAGAACUAGUCCCAAUACCAUUCAAGUCCAUGAGCAUGGGUGGUGGCAUGUUCUCCACCAAUGCAGGUGCACUUUUUGGUGGCCCAAAAUCCAUGUCUCCCUCUUCUUCAAGCCUUCAACUAGGCUCCAACACCUCAUCAAGCUUCAACUACUUGCAAGACAACAAAAACGGAGGCCUCAUUGCUGGCUCAGCACAGAUGUCAGCAACAGCUUUACUACAAAAAGCAGCACAAAUGGGAGCCACUGCAAGCAAUAGCAUUAACUCCCCCAUGAUGCAAAAAGGCUUUGUUAGUGCUCCUGAUCAUGUUUCUUCCACUAGGCCACCACCAUAUUCUGGUGCUAUGCUGCACCAUAACACCUCAUAUGACCACUUCUCUCCACAGCCUGAUCUGUCCACCAUGGCUGGGGUGAGUAGUGGAGGAGCAUUCAUCAAUCAUUUGUUUCAAAAAGGACAAGAGAUUUCGCAAGUUUUUGACACCAACACUACCGGGUCUUCAAUCAAUGAUGCAGGAAUGUUCAGCCAAAUGCCAAUGGGAAGUGAUCACACCCCAGGAUUGAUGAAGAACGUGGAACAAGAGGUUAGUAAUAGUACGAGUUUGAUCCAUGGAAGAGAUGUGGCAGAAGGUAGCACAAUGCAGCCAUCGAGGUUUGGAGGGAGUGACAUGACAACGGUUCAUGAUUUCCUUGGCAUUGGUGGUUCAACUUCAAGAGCAGCAAGUUUGCAUGAACCACAGCAACAUUUGGAAGCAUUAAGCCACCAGAGAUCAGAAGUUAUGAAUCAUUUUCAUCACCAUUUUCCACACGAUGAUUCAGCUAUGGAGGAACCCAUGUGGGAUGUUUGAGAUCAGAUACAAAUCAUGUUCUUUAGUUGUGUUUGUUGAACCCAGAAAUUGUGAAGCCUGUAUGGUUUUGAUUAUACAGAAUUGGCCAGCAAAGCGUGAAAGGUUUGAAUGGUUAGAACUGGAUACGAAACUGAAUAUUUAGCCAAUUUCAAUGCUGAG